This is a messenger RNA of Gryllus bimaculatus (two-spotted cricket), 7499 nucleotides long. The record is from the annotation of a GenBank genome assembly. NCBI's taxonomy places the organism in Eukaryota, Metazoa, Arthropoda, Insecta, Orthoptera, Gryllidae.
GAAAUGGUAUAAAAAGGCGCAUCAUAUGAUUCAGCGUGAUCACAUGAGUCACAGCUGUAUAUUUCUUUUCGAGUUAAACUGUUGUGAACUCCGCAUUUGGAAUCUCUGUGGAAGAGCCCAAUGACCUGACGUCACGGUCCAAGAUGGCCGCUUGGGUUGAGAAGUGUAGUUAUAGGACUUGGGUGGUAGGAAUUUGUAGGUGUGUCAGAUUGGUGUUUCGGGAAUAAUGCCGAUAAAGUAUUAUUGGAUUAGUUUCGAUGUGUCCGUUCGCACAUGUAAAAAGGUUUCAACUAUUCCGUGUGUAAACUUAAGGUAAUAGUAGUUGUAUGUACCAUAUAAUGAGUGAUUCAUUCCGUUACUAUCAAACGUAGAGGCACCGCUUAUUUUGCCCGGAGUCCGUAUUUAUUCUGUUAGUGCCGGUGCUUCCGUAAAAUAAGCAACCAUGUGGAAUAUGAUGUGUGAUGUGAUGCCUACCAUAUCAGAGGAUAGUAUAAGUCAAAGGAGCUCUCAAUUUUCUGGGGAAGAUGCGAACUUUGAGCAGCUCAUGGUUUCUAUGCUGGAUGAGCGCGACAAGCUCAUGGACAGUUUGCGGGAAACUCAAGAACGUUUGGGUGAAACAGAAGCAAAACUCUCGGAUGUCGAGAAAGAACGAGACUCCCUGCAGCGGCAGAUUUCGGCCAACCUCCCUCAGGAGUUCGCGACGCUCACGAAGGAGCUCAAUCAGGCGAGAGAGCACCUUCUGGAGCGCGAGGAAGAGAUCGCGGAGCUCAAAGCGGAGCGGAACAACACUCGGCUGCUGCUGGAGCACCUGGAGUGCCUGGUGUCGCGGCACGAGCGCUCGCUCAGGAUGACGGUGGUGAAGCGGCAGGCCGCGUCCCAGUCGGGCGUCUCGAGCGAGGUGGAGGUGCUGAAGGCGCUCAAGAGCCUCUUCGAGCACCACAAGGCCCUGGACGAGAAGGUGCGUGAGCGGCUUCGGGUGGCGCUGGAGAGAGUUGCAACUCUGGAAGAGGAACUCGCUAAUACCAAAGAAGAACUGCAGCAGUACAAAAUAGGACGUAUUAUCCCAACUGGAGACGAUGGUAAACCAAAGGAAAAUGGUGAACAAGAGCCAGAAGAUGGUAAAACUAAUGAUGGUCAGACAGUCAGUAAGCGCCUCUCAAAUGGUGCCAUCGAACCUGACUCAGAAAUGGCACGAGUGAUCGAGCUUCAGAACACAAUAGAGAAGCAGACAACAGAAUUGGGCACAUGGCAGCGAAGAGUAUCAGAACUGACUGCACGUGUUUCUGAGUUGGAAGAAACUCUCACCAAAACACAAAAGGAGUUAAUAAAGGCACAAGAAGCCAAUAAUAAGUUGCAGCGAGACUUGAGAGAAAAUGUGGCCCAGAAGGAAGAUCAGGAAGAGCGUAUUGCAACUUUGGAGAAGCGUUAUUUGAAUGCCCAGCGUGAGUCAACAUCUUUGCACGAUUUGAAUGAGAAGUUGGAACAGGAACUGCAGCACAAGGAAGCUCAAUUGAAGUUGCAAGAGGAGAAAAUACGUGCCAUUCAGGAAAAGCUGGAACUCUCUGAACAGAAAUUGGCUCAAUUUGCCAAGCUCCCAGAAAUGGAAGAAGAGUUGAAGCAGCGCAUGGAGGCACUCACGCAGGUGAGGGUGCAGGCACAAGAACGACAUGGAUCAGCUGAAGACCGCAUCCAGAGGUUAGAGGCACAAUUAGAAGAGAAAAAUGCUGAAUUGGUGCGCUUGAACCAGAGGCUCAAGAUGAACGAGGAACACAAUACUCGCCUUUCUAAAUCAAAUGAAAGGUUACAAGUUCACUUAAAAGAAAGAAUGCAUGCGCUUGAAGAGAAGAAUGCCUUAACUCAAGAAUUAGAAAAAACCAGGAAAGUGGCUGAAGAUCUACAAGGUGAAAAGGGUGAUAUUGUGAAGGAGUUGAGUAAAGCAAGACUAGAAAUAGAUAAUGUGAAACGGCAAAUGUUGCAACAAGAAAUCGCUUUCAACAUUCAGCAGACUGAUGCACUUACAAGGAGCCUUUCGCCUAGUGCUGCAGACCCCAGCUUUGUCCGCAGUGCCAGUCAUUCCAGCUUUGAUGCUCAUUCACUUACUAGGCGUGCUCAAAAACCUCGUGUUCCAGGACUGGAUGAUGAAGCUUCUAAGAUUCAUGUUCUGGGAGAGCAAGAAUGGGAGAAGAUGCAACAAGCUCAUGUUCUGGCCAAUGUGCAACAAGCCUUCGAUGUGUCAAGCGAUGCGGAAGCAGAGGACAAUGAAAGUAUUUUCAGUGCUGCUGAAAUACUGAGUCCCUCAGGUCACACAGAUGCACAAACUUUAGCAAUGAUGUUACAAGAACAACUUGAUGCUAUUAACAAUGAGAUUCGAUUGAUUCAAGAAGAAAAGCAAAGUACAGAAGCUCGAGCUGAGGAACUUGAAUCACGUGUUGGUAGCCUUGAACAUAUGAACCUGCUUGUGCGUGGCCGAAGUUUUGAACGAUCUUCUCCUCCCUUGAGUGGCCGCUCAACUCCAAAGUCUCACCAUUCACCUCAGCGAGACUACCUCCACAAGUACCACACGCAACCAUUUAUUGCUUCAUCUGCACUCUUUCUGUUCAUGCUCAAGGAGACAAUUCCAAAUGAGUUAGCACCUCUAUCAUCAGAACUCUCAAAAGAAGAACUUCACCAGAUGACACCAGGUGGUGAGAGUAGUGGUGCUGCUAGUCCUCUUACUGCACGGUCUCUGAGGUUGGAGCGAGUGGCACAAGCUUUGGCCCAAAGUCAAGAAGAACUUCGCAGGCGGACUGCCUCUGGAGCUGCAGUGCCUCCUGCUGCUCUAGCUCUCAGGCCUGGAGGAUACUCCACACCCCCCUCUCCUCUGUCUUCUCGUCACAGCAGUCAAGAUUCGCUGCAUAAGAACAUUCCGAGCAGUACAACGCCAGUGACUGCUGCGUCUGCUGCGGUUGCAGCUGCUCAAAAGAAGAAAGGUAUCAAGUCAUCCCUGGGCCGAUUUUUCAGCAAAAAGGAGAAAGGAAAAACUAAAGAGCCUAUGAUGGGAACCAUGCCUGUGGAUCCAGCUGCAAUGUCGGCCUCAUAUGGAGAUGGUGAUAUGAGUGGAGCAGAUACUUUGAGCCUUAGUGGUGGCCUAGGUCAGAAGGGAGACUUUGAUCGGCGAAAAAAGAAAAAACAUGAGCUUCUAGCUGAAGCCAUGAAAGCAGGUACACCUUUUGCUCUGUGGAAUGGUCCUACAAUUGUGGCUUGGCUGGAACUGUGGGUUGGAAUGCCAGCCUGGUAUGUUGCUGCUUGCCGUGCUAACGUUAAAUCAGGAGCUAUAAUGAGUGCCCUCAGUGAUACAGAGAUUCAAAGAGAAAUUGGAAUAAGUAAUCCUCUUCACCGAUUGAAACUACGUUUGGCCAUCCAAGAAAUGGUAUCUUUAACAAGCCCUUCAGCUCCUAAGACAUCACGAACAACUUUGGCUUUUGGAGAUAUGAAUCAUGAAUGGAUUGGUAAUAGCUGGCUUCCAUCCCUUGGACUGCCACAGUACCGUACAACUUUCAUGGAAUGUUUAGUUGAUGCUCGUAUGUUAGACCAUCUGAAUAAAAAAGACCUUCGUGGACAACUCAAAAUGGUUGAUAGUUUUCAUCGGACUAGUUUGCAGUAUGGAAUUUCAUGCCUCAAACGCCUAAAUUAUGAUCGCAAACAAUUGGAGGAGAGAAGAAAGAAUUCAGAAAAUGAGUUAAUAGAUGUCUUAGUAUGGUCAAAUGAGCGUGUUAUACGCUGGGUUACUUCUAUAGGACUAAAGGAAUAUGCAAAUAAUCUAGUAGAAUCUGGUCUUCAUGGAGCUCUCAUUGCCUUGGAUGAAAGCUUUGAUUUUAAUAGCAUGGCCCUUGCAUUGCAAAUACCUACACAAAAUACCCAGGUGCGUCAAAUGUUGGAACUGGAAUUUAAUAAUCUUUUAACUGUAGCUACAGAACGACGUGUGGAAUCUGAACUGCCAAAGUCUUGAUAUUAUACCACUCGACAUCCACAUACUUAAGUUAUCAACAAAAAAGCGCCUCAGCCUAAAUAUCAGCAGACAGUACUUGUGUAAAAUACAAAUGUAUCGGCUGAUGUUUUAUUAUCCAGGUGUGCUUUGUUAUUUUUAUUUUUUAUUAACUUGAUUUUCGGCCAGUGCUGAAUCUCUUCUCCCCUAGUCUAUGUUGUGUCUGGUGUCAAAGAAGGCUAAGUGAAAUGAACCCUACACUACCUCCAUCCUUUAUGAACAUGAAGAUUGUACAUUUUUGUGAGACAUUAUAGGACUGAACGUGUUCGGCAACCAAGAGCUUUAAGAAUAUUAUUAUUAUUAUCAUUAUCAUUAUUAUUAUUAUUAUUAUUAUUAUUAUUAUUAUUAUUAUAACUGUGCAUAGUUUUAACAUCAGUGCCAUUGCGUGACUCAACCGAAGAAAAUAAAGUCAAAAUGUCCGCAUAGUAAAUUGUGUAAUAUGUAAGUACUUCGCUCCUUAAUAUUAUACUGUUUCCAAUUAACUCUAAAAUUCUUUCCUUCACUGAUCCAUUAUCCAUAAAGCUCCUGUACUUUAUACAACUGGUGCUCUAUUAUUAAAACUCAGAAAAUUCAUAAUGAAUGAAAUUGACAAUUUUAAUUUUGUGACUUAAGAUGUUACAGCUAAGAAAAUUUAAAAGCCUAGAUAUUGUACAAAGUGAGUAUGUUUGUGAAGGGAAAGUAAAGAAUGGCUUGCAAUGUAAUUCUAGUUGUACGAAAAUGGUUACCGAUAUUGUUGAAAUAUUGUAAAAAGGAACUAUGAAUCAAAACUUGUACAAAUAUGAUGCGAAGAAAUGCUAACUUGUCUUACAUCCUUCUAGUGUCUCCAGUAUUAUUUUAUAUUCUAAUAUAUUUCCCCAGAACAUGAAUUUCCAAAAAUGGAAUUGCAGCUACAAACUGCCUUUCUAAAAUAAUUCCUUGGCUGUAAUGUAAUCUUUCAUGCUGCUCGUUGUUAGAAAAAGGCUGUAGUGUUGUUACUGCAAAUGGACCAAUAAUAAUCUUAUGAAAGAAGAAUUGUGUGAAUAGUGUGGACUAGCUUAUAAUGACAAAGCACAUGGGCAGGGUGAUGUUGGGCUUCACCAUUUAUUGUUACCAGUUGCACGUGACUGAUGUGUUGCCAGUGCUGUUAUCAGACAGCUUCUCUGUCCAGGCCUAAUACUUGAUCUGUUGAAAAGGAAUUUAUUUAACACAUUAAGAUUGAUAUAGAAUAAUUAGUUGUAAAGAAAUUGUGAAAUGAAUUUCUUUUUUAUUUACAAGGUUGCAUCCUAUAUCUUUUCCUUCUUGCAACUAUUGAAGGUAUUCUUCGAAGCAUUUGUAGUAAUAUAUUUGUUUUCUGUAAAAUUCAUUGUUCAGUACAAUUAAUAUGGAGUAAACAAAACAUCUUAUUCAAUAAUCUUGUGAAGUAGUUGAAAAUUUGAUGACAUGGAAACUGUUAUAUUGUGCAUUGCAAUGGCAAGUAAUGAAGUUAAUGUUAGCCUGUAGGAGAUCUGUAUCAGUUUCCACUUCUGCUACCUCUAGUACUUCAUGAGAACACCCAGUAUUUUUAUCUGUAAUGUUUGAUUGUUAGUUAUUUUGUACCAAAUUGAAAUAUUCUGUAGCCUUUCCAAAUGUGAAUUAAGAACUCGGCAUUUGCUUGCGAUGAUUUUUAUAUAUUGCAUUGAUGUAAAACCUAAACUGUGUUAGUUGAGAAAGAACAAAACAUUGCAAUUACCUGAUUGUUUGCGCUAUGUGAAUUUGAGUCAUGAAGAAAAUACGUAUAUGUGAACAAGUGUAUGUUUGGAAAGUAAAAGAAUAUAAGGAAGUGUACAUGUGUAUAUAUAAUAUAAAUAUGUGUGUGUGUUUGUAUGUACGUAUAUGUAUGCCCUGUAUUCAGAACACUAACAAGAUUUCAAACUUGUGUAUGUGGAUGAGUAAAAAGUCUUCCUCUGUUAUUUGUAAUUGAUCUUUUUGUAGAAUGCAAAAAGAUCUGCGAAUUAUGAAAUUGUCUUGGCCUAUAAUAAACAAGCUUAAUGGUCCAUCAGAGUAAGGUGACAAAUGUGGAGCUUAUUCUGCGAGAGGAAUAUUGUUUACUGAGCCACAUGCAGCUGCAUCAUACAAAUAGCUGUGAUCAUUACGUAUUCAUUUUUCAUUGCAUAGAGUACUGUGGCAAACCCAGAAGUCUCUCUUAGCCUGCUGAAGUUCAUUCAAUAUAUUAGAAAUUUCUGCAACCAAAGUGAAGUUAAAGUAGAAAAGAUCACAGUCAUUACGUGAGUGCCUAAAAACAUACUGUUCAUGUGGAUUUAGAGCAGAAAAAACACUGAAUCAAAUAUGAACUGAUAUUUUGGUGCAUUCUUGAAAAAUAGAGAUCAGUCUUUUGGCUGUCAAUACAGGAAAAUUCAUUUGAAAGAAAAAUUCACUUUGUGAAUAAAAUCCUUUUCUUUUCUAACAGGUUUUCUAUCACGUCUUUGUGAAUAUUCUUUCUAAAGCAGUAUUUAAGUGCAUUUUCGAAAAAAACAAACAAAUUUAGUAUUUAUUGCUCAUUCUAUGCUCUUUGUAAGAAUAAAUCUUCUCUUUUUGCUACAUAACCAUUCAUCCAGCCCUCAACACCAGUGUGUUCGUGCUAGUAAGUUGGUUCAGCACAAAAUUAAAACAACUGGCUGAUUAUUGUGUACAAGGCAGCAUGGAAGCAGCUUUAUAUAUAAGAAGCUCAGUAUACUUGAUAUUUAUUACUAAGAAAUUGCUACAAUGAUGCAAGCUGUUCAACUGUACAUGUAACAUGUUGACUUGGUGUGUUAAAAGGACUUGUGUACUUGUUAAGAAAUGCUGUACAUCAUGGUGAACACCAAGAUGCUAGAAUAAUUCAUGUUGUUAAGAGCUAUAUAUAUUCCUGUUGAAAUUAAUUUUUAAAAUGUCCAUUAAUUUGUUAUUUUAUUCCCCAUGUAUUAUAUUGUAAAACAGGCAGCUGGGGUUUGUACAAAGCAACACAUCCCUGGAGCCAUGUCAGAACAAUAGACAUGGGCCAAUCAAUUCUUGAUUAUAAAAAUGCUGACUAGUCUUUUCAAUGCACAACUUGUUUGUACAGUAAUGAAAGGGAUCAUAAGUAUUAGAUAUAAUUGAAAAUAAAAUCAUUUUAAACAUUGAUUUGUAUUGUAUAUGAAAUGAUAAUCAAAUUUUGGAGUCAUUUUAUUAUUGUAUUAGUACUAGCAUUAUUUAUUUUACUGAGAAAUAUUGAGGUUAAGCACCACUGUACUGUAUUUACUAAUGGGGUAAAUGUAAUGACUGCUAGUACAUAAAUUUUACUACAGUCAAGUAUCUCUGGGAUCUUGGCUUGGUAGAGAACGUGUGUUAGGUGUCCUCAAAUGUCCAUAGCAUUCCAUUGUGACAGAUGCAAAAGUACAGACUGCCUGGAUCCAAUCUUGUAUCUUAAUUACAACUGUUUGCUCCUAUUGUGAGGAACUCUGUACAGAUUGUAUAGACCUAGCAAUAAACUGUACAUAAU